Messenger RNA from Lasiodiplodia theobromae, 1605 nucleotides. Its product is annotated as Biotin synthase-like protein. Lineage: Eukaryota; Fungi; Ascomycota; Dothideomycetes; Botryosphaeriales; Botryosphaeriaceae. The transcript is spliced from 3 exons. Bases 1 to 1605 code for a protein of 534 amino acids. The record is from RefSeq and is a predicted model, not a curated record.
AUGGCGCGGCGCUCGUCUACGCUGCUCCUCGCCUUCCUGCUUCUCGCUGGCCUCUACUUCUUUGCCGGAUCGCCCGGCAGAACGCUGCUCCACCGCAGGGCCUUCAAGAGCUGCGUCCUCGACCCCGAACUGGCCCGCCGUGCCGAAAACGCCAAGGUUCCCACCAUCACCAAAAAGCAGACACUACGACAUCUUUUCGGCCUCCCAAGUCUCCUUGACAACUCCAACCACUGCUACAACGCAACCACACGCCUAGCGCCCUAUGGAUUCGACCCGACCAAUGUGUAUAAUGACGAAAACUCAUUCUGGCUCGGUCGCGAUUGGAGCAAGGAACAGCAUGAGUGUGCCGCGAGGAACGGCCUCUUGCCCGGCCGCGCGACCGAGCCGCGCAAGCGCUUCCAUCUUCCCGACCACGAGUCGCAGCGUUAUCUUACCGUCCAGUCGCCGGAUAAAGACCAAAGGAAGCGGACCGCGCGGACCGCCGUCGUCAUGAGGACUUCGGAGAACUUCAAUUGGGCUGGAGACGUUACCGCGUACAUCAGGUCAUUGAUCAUCGAGUUGUCCCUUGAGUCUGGUGGGGUGUACGAACUCUUCAUUCUGAUCCAAGUGAAGGACUUGAAGCAGCACAUCUUCAUGGACCCCAAGGCGUAUGACCGUGUUCUUCAGAAGCAUGUGCCCGAGGAGUUCAGAGGGAUGGCCUACUUAUGGAAUGAGAAUCUCCUGAAGGCAUGGUACCCCGAAGUGCCUGACCACAGCUACAUUCAUCAAGCAUAUCAGGCCUUGCAGUUAUUUGCCAAUAACAUUGCUCCCGAUUUUGACUUCUUCUGGCAAUUCGAAAUGGACUGGCGCGCAACUACACCUCACCUCAAGGCCUUCGAACGCAUGGCUUCAUGGGCGAAAAAGCAGCCGAGGCAUUAUCUUACCAACAUGAACUCCGCAUGGUACCUCCCCAGCCUCCAGGGCUCGUGGCGCGACCUCUGGAUGCUGAUGAACGAGACGCUAUGGAACAACAAGCACGCCGAGGAAUUCCAUGAGCACGGCGAGAAAUGGGGCGUUGGUGAAGAAGCGGAUCUCAUCACCCUUGCUCCAAUCGUUGAUGUCCGUACCACAAACUUCUGGCUGUUUAGAGGCAUGGUCCACAACGAUCCGCUUCAGAUCAAGAAGAAAAAACUGCCGCAUUUUGCCGCGCCGGUUGCCAUGACGCGCACUUCAAAGCAUUUGCUCACCACUGUCCAUACACUGCAACAACAAUACGGAUUCUGGAUGGCUUCAGAGGCUACCAUGGAGACUAUGGCCUACCACCACGGUUACAAGGCGGUGCAUGUGCAGCAUCCCGUCUUCUUCAACGGAACCGAGGAUGACCAGAUGAUUGAUUGGCUAUUCAAUUCCGGAGGCCCGGAAAACCUUGGAGGCGGCCCAGACAGCCAGUACAAUUGGGAAGGCGCCGCACACAAAGUUCUGGAGAAGCUAACCUGGUGGUGGCCCCGUGAAGGAUACGAUCACUACCCGCAGCACGUGUGGUCAGACUUUCUCAAGAAGGGGACUUGCUUGCCUCCUGGGAUGUUCCACCCGUUCAAGUGGGAGAAAUUCAAAUCCCCCAAAUGA